AUGCGAAGAUAUGGAUUUGUUUGUUAUGGGGAUCUUUAUAAGAAUCUUGAAGUAUUAAAUGGAGCAACUAAUGUUCAAUGUGUUAAUACAAAAGUUACUUUACCAGAUGGAAAUCAGAUAAUGAUAGAUCGAGAGCGUUAUGUACCAUAUGAGAUGUUAUUUACUAAUGAAAGAUCUAUUCCUGUUAUGCUAGCUGAAACAUUAUCUAUACUUGAUACAUGGGGACGAGCAGAUAUGAAGGAUCAAAUUAUUAUCAGUGGUGGUCUUAAAGAUACUCCUGGAAUAUCACAUAGAAUAGAAGAAACUCAAAUCAAUAAACUCAUAUCCAAGUGA
Gregarina niphandrodes is the source of this 333-nucleotide messenger RNA. Its product is annotated as actin. The record is from RefSeq and is a predicted model, not a curated record. NCBI's taxonomy places the organism in Eukaryota, Apicomplexa, Conoidasida, Eugregarinorida, Gregarinidae. Bases 1 to 333 code for a protein of 110 amino acids. The transcript has a single exon.